This is a messenger RNA of Lipotes vexillifer (Yangtze River dolphin), 1200 nucleotides long. It is a transcript of the gene TCF7, whose product is annotated as transcription factor 7. Gene Ontology annotation, biological process: canonical Wnt signaling pathway; regulation of transcription by RNA polymerase II. The coding region runs from base 80 to 838 and encodes 252 amino acids. Gene Ontology annotation, molecular function: DNA-binding transcription factor activity, RNA polymerase II-specific; RNA polymerase II cis-regulatory region sequence-specific DNA binding. Gene Ontology annotation, cellular component: chromatin; beta-catenin-TCF complex. The transcript is spliced from 9 exons. Lineage: Eukaryota; Metazoa; Chordata; Mammalia; Artiodactyla; Lipotidae. The record is from RefSeq and is a predicted model, not a curated record.
GCCCAGGUGACUGACUAAUCCCCCGACUUGAGGAGAAAGCGUUGGCCAAGGCCUGAAGACCCCGGAGUGCGCCAGCGGCAUGUACAAAGACACCGUCUACUCCGCCUUCAAUCUGCUCAUGCACUACCCACCCCCCUCGGGAGCAGGGCAGCACCCCCAGCCGCAGCCCUCGCUGCACAACAAGGCCAGUCAGCCUUCCCACGGUGUCCCCCAACUCUCUCCUCUCUAUGACCAUUUCAGCAGCCCACACACCACACCUGCUCCAGCCGACAUCAGCCAGAAGCAAGUUCACAGGCCUCUGCAGACCCCUGACCUCUCUGGCUUCUACUCUCUGACCUCAGGCAGCAUGGGACAGCUGCCGCACACUGUAAGCUGGUUCACCCAUCCACCCCUGAUGCUAGGUUCCGGUGUACCUGGUCACCCCGCAGCCAUCCCCCACCCAGCCAUUGUGCCCCCUUCAGGGAAGCAAGAGCUGCAGCCCUAUGACCGCAGCCUGAAGACGCAGGCAGAAUCCAAGGCAGAGAAGGAAGCCAAGAAGCCAACCAUCAAGAAGCCUCUCAACGCCUUCAUGCUGUACAUGAAGGAGAUGAGAGCAAAGGUCAUUGCAGAAUGCACACUCAAGGAGAGCGCUGCCAUCAACCAGAUCCUGGGCCGUAGGUGGCAUGCACUGUCCCGGGAAGAGCAAGCCAAGUAUUAUGAGCUGGCCCGCAAGGAGAGGCAGCUGCACAUGCAGCUCUACCCAGGCUGGUCGGCGCGGGACAACUACGGGAAGAAGAAGAGGCGGUCGCGGGAAAAGCACCAAGAAUCCAACACAGAUAACUCUCUUCACUAUUCCUAGGAGGAAAAAGAAAUGCAUUCGGUACUUACCCGGAGAAGGCCGCUGCCCCAGCCCCGUUCCUUCCGAUGACAGUGCUCUAGGCUGCCCCGGGUCCCCAGCUCCCCAGGACUCGCCCUCGUACCUCCUGCUGCCCCACUUCCCCACAGAACUGCUUGCUAGCCCUGCGGAACCGGCGCCUACAUCACCAGGUCUCUCGGCCACUCUCAGCCUCCCAGCCCCCUGGGCCCCCUCAGGCUCCUCACAGCAACCUGCAGAGUACACAGGUACAGCAACAGGAAUCUCGGAGACAGGCAGCCUAGCAUGCACAGGACACAUGGCUUCCUCCAGGGGCCCACCCUCUGAGAGGAGACGACAGAGCCCCA